Hippopotamus amphibius kiboko is the source of this 6475-nucleotide messenger RNA. RefSeq names its product cadherin 4 (gene CDH4). Gene Ontology annotation, molecular function: calcium ion binding; cadherin binding. Gene Ontology annotation, biological process: cell morphogenesis; homophilic cell-cell adhesion; adherens junction organization. Gene Ontology annotation, cellular component: plasma membrane; adherens junction; catenin complex. The coding region runs from base 256 to 3000 and encodes 914 amino acids. The transcript is spliced from 16 exons. NCBI's taxonomy places the organism in Eukaryota, Metazoa, Chordata, Mammalia, Artiodactyla, Hippopotamidae. The record is from RefSeq and is a predicted model, not a curated record.
AGCGCGCGGAACAGAGGCGCGGGCAGCUGCGAGGCCGGCGGACGCACCGGCCCGGGGGAGCGCGCCUCCGGCCGGACUUGGCCUCGCUCCCGGAGCCGGGCGGCGGUGGCGGCGGCGCCGCCUGGCUGGAGGCGCGGGGCCCGCCCGAGCGGCGGCGGCGGCGGCGAUCGGGGCGGCGCGAUCGGGGCGGCGGCGGGGAGCGGGCUCCGGGCGCCGGGCAUCGGGCGGGCGCCGGGGCGCGGCGCGGCGGGGAAGAUGACCGCGAGCUCCGGCUUGCUCCUCGUGCUGCUCUCGCUCUCCGGCGCGCUCCGGGCCCACAAUGGGGAUCUUACAGCCAGGGAGACCUGCAAGGCUGGAUUCUCUGAAGAAGAUUACACAGCAUUAAUCUCCCAGAAUAUUCUGGAAGGAGAGAAGGUCCUCAAAGUCAAGUUCAGCAGCUGCCUGGGGACCAAGGGGACGCACUAUGAGACCGACAGCAUGGACUUCAAAGUCGGGGCCGACGGGACGGUCUUCGCCACCCGGGAGCUGCAGAUCCCCUCCGAGCAGGUGGCCUUCACCGUGACCGCGUGGGACCGCCAGACGGCCGAGCGCUGGGACGCCGCCGUGCGCCUGCUGGUGGCCCGGACCUCGGCCGCUCACUCGGGCCGCAAGAGAGGAAAGAAGAGCACAGCCCUGGACCCCGUCCAGCCUCCAAACGACGUGCUGUUGCCAUGGCCGCAGCGUCAGAGCUCCAAUGGGCUGAGGCGGCAGAAACGGGACUGGGUCAUCCCGCCCAUCAACGUGCCAGAAAACUCGCGCGGGCCCUUCCCGCAGCAGCUGGUGAGGAUCCGGUCCGACAAGGACAACGACAUUCCCAUCCGGUACAGCGUCACGGGCGUGGGCGCCGACCAGCCCCCCAUGGAGGUCUUCAGCAUCGACUCCAUGUCCGGGAGGAUGUACGUCACGCGGCCCAUGGACCGGGAGGAGCGCGCCUCCUACCAUCUCCGAGCCCACGCCGUGGACAUGAACGGCAACAAGGUGGAGAACCCCAUCGACCUGUACAUCUACGUCAUCGACAUGAACGACAACCGCCCCGAGUUCUUCAACCAGGUGUACAACGGCUCCGUGGACGAAGGCUCCAAGCCAGGCACCUACGUGAUGACCGUCACGGCCAACGACGCCGACGACAGCACCACAGCCAACGGGAUGGUGCGCUACCGGAUCCUGACCCAGAGCCCGCAGAGCCCCUCCCAGAACAUGUUCACCAUCAACAGUGAGACGGGGGACAUCGUGACGGUGGCGGCCGGCCUGGACCGAGAGAAAGUUCAGCAGUACACAGUCAUCGUUCAGGCCACAGACAUGGAAGGAAACCUGAACUACGGCCUCUCGAACACGGCCACGGCCAUCAUCACGGUGACAGAUGUAAACGACAACCCGCCAGAGUUCACGGCCAGCACAUACGCGGGGGAGGUCCCCGAAGGCCGGGUGGAGACGGUGGUCGCGAACCUCACUGUGAUGGACCGAGAUCAGCCCCACUCCCCAAACUGGAACGCCGUCUACCGCGUCAUCAGCGGGGACCCCUCGGGCCACUUCAGCAUCCGCACGGACCCCGUCACCAACGAGGGCAUGGUCACCGUGGUGAAGGCAGUCGACUACGAGCUGAACAGAGCAUUCAUGCUGACAGUGAUGGUGUCCAACCAGGCGCCCCUGGCCAGCGGGAUCCAGAUGUCCUUCCAGUCCACGGCGGGGGUGACCAUCUCGGUCAUGGACAUCAACGAGGCCCCUUACUUCCCCUCGAACCACAAGCUGAUCCGCCUGGAGGAGGGUGUGCCCACCGGAACCGUGCUGACCACGUUUUCGGCCGUGGACCCCGACCGGUUCAUGCAGCAGGCCGUGAGAUACUCAAAGCUGUCGGACCCAGCAAACUGGCUGCACAUUAACGCCACCAACGGCCAGAUCAGCACGGCGGCCGUCCUCGACCGCGAGUCUCUCUACAUCAAAAACCACGUCUACGAGGCUACCUUCCUGGCGGCGGACAACGGGAUCCCUCCGGCCAGCGGCACCGGGACCCUCCAGAUCUAUCUCAUCGACAUCAAUGACAACGCACCCGAGCUGCUGCCCAAGGAAGCACAGAUCUGCGAGAAGCCCGGCCUGAACGCCAUCAACAUCACGGCAGCCGACGCCGACGUGGACCCCAACAUUGGCCCCUACGUCUUCGAGCUGCCCUUCGUCCCGGCGAGCGUGCGGAAGAACUGGACCAUCUCCCGCCUCAAUGGUGACUACGCCCAGCUCAGCCUGCGCCUCCUGUACCUGGAGGCCGGGGUGUACGACGUCCCCAUCAUCGUCACGGACUCCGGGAACCCGCCCCUGUCCAACACGUCCGUCAUCAAGGUCAAGGUGUGCCCGUGCGACGAGAACGGCGACUGCACCACGGUGGGCGCAGUGGCGGCGGCCGGGCUGGGCACGGGCGCCAUCGUGGCCAUCCUCCUCUGCAUCGUCAUCCUGCUCACCAUGGUCCUGCUGUUCGUCGUGUGGGUGAAGCGUCGGGAGAAGGAGCGCCACACCAAGCAGCUGCUCAUCGACCCCGAGGACGACGUGCGCGACAACAUCCUCAAGUACGACGAGGAAGGGGGCGGCGAGGAGGACCAGGACUACGACCUCAGCCAGCUGCAGCAGCCGGAGGCCGUGGAGCACGUGCUGAGCAAGGCCCCCGGCGUGCGGCGCGUGGACGAGCGGCCGGUGGGCGCCGAGCCCCAGUACCCGGUCAGGCCUGUGGUGCCCCACCCGGGAGACAUCGGCGACUUCAUCAAUGAGGGUCUCCGCGCGGCCGACAACGACCCCACGGCGCCGCCCUACGACUCACUGCUGGUCUUCGACUACGAGGGCAGCGGCUCCACCGCAGGCUCCGUCAGCUCCCUCAACUCGUCCAGCUCUGGGGACCAGGACUACGGCUACCUGAACGACUGGGGGCCCAGGUUCAAGAAGCUGGCGGACAUGUACGGAGGCGGCGAGGAGGACUAACCGGUGCGGACGGACGGACAGACGGACGGGAGGGAGGCACAGGACUGGAGGAGGCAGCGGGCCUUCCCGACUCCCUGCGGCCGUGUCGCUUGGUGUAUGAGGGGCGCCUGGCUCCGCCGCCCCAUUGAGCUGUCUGGCAUGGACUCUUGUCGACCCUCAGCCGUGCCCAGCACGGUAGCUGACUCGGCACUAAGGAGAGCGAGAGGCACUGUCUUAACUUGAAUUUCUUAGGACAGAAGCACUGUUGAAAAAAAAAAUGAAAGUGCCUUUUGGUACACGUAUCAGAUUCCCUCAAACUCAGGAGCGACUAGAAGUAAGCAGACAGACCACGUCCCCUACCCGGUCCUGAGCCCCCAACCCUAGCUCGUCCCAGCUCGGAAGGCACUAAUUAAGAAAUUGGGGAGAAGGUAUCCUUUUUUUCCAUCUUUUAUCAAGAAAAAAAAAGUGGGUGACUUGCUUGACAAAAUUGACAAAAAAAAAAAAAACUUGGGGUCCAAGCCCUUCUGAAUCCUCAUGCUUUGCUGUACACAGCCAGGGUCUCCUGGGCCCCUUGGGGGUCCCCUAGGCAGGUGGGAGGCCGGAGACCCCACCUUCAGCUCCCCAGCAGCGAGUCCCCCUGGGGCGGGCUGAGCGCCUGGACCGAAGGCCCACGGUGCCGUCUGGCUUUCGCAGAGUCAUCUCCUGCCCCAGCUCCCAGAUGCUGGAAAUGGCUGUUGGGGGAGGGUGCCCGGGGCUGUCCCUGACGCUCCCCAUCUCUGCCCUUGGCCAUCCCCAGGGCGCCCUAGUCAACCAUUAGGCUUCCCCUGGGACCCACUGUGACCCUGAACGCCACCCAGGUCCCCACUGCCUUUGAUUCAAGAGAGUACAGUGUCCCAAGAAACCACAACCAAAACCAGCCAGCAUCUCACCAAACCCAGGCAUGAGCCCUCCACCCCUCUCGAUCAGACUCCCGAGGGACUGCAUCAAAGGCCCGGCGAACACUUACCAGUCCAAACCCCCAGUGGCUCUGGACACCUCUGGCCACCGGCAGGUCUGUGCAGACUACAGGGAGAGCCGAUUCUCACCUGGGUUCCAGGGGGCUGGAAACGACCAGAGGGAGACUCCGGCAGUCUCCUCCCCUGCCCUGCUCCUCUGGACCGGAGUUUCUGAUGCUUGUGAGCUGACGUGGAUGGCAAGGGUCUGCUCCAAAUGCCGGGAUGGCCCCAUCAUCGACGUGCCAUCUGUCCCGCAAAUGCGUCUGGACCACGCCCGCCAGAAACAGUCUCCUGUCCUUUGGACCCACGUCAGCACCAGCAGCUACUGGGCCAGUCAGUUAGCUGCUCAAGCUCUCAGAGCUGGAGGCGCCCUCUUGAGGGGCAGCCAGACUCCAGAGUCAGUUCUGCAGGACAGCGAAAGGGGCUGUGUCCCCGCUGCUGUGUUUGUCUGCUGGGUGAGAAAAGGCCCCGGGGCAACUCUUCCCCAGGUGUCUCCCAGUGACAGCCAUUCUGGGUUCAAAGGCGUCUCCUGGGGGAAUCCUUGUCUGCUCUCAGCUCUUGGGCUCCCCAGGAAAGGGGCCUAAGGUCCCACUGGCCUGGGCAGGCCUGGGCACACCUGCUCCUGGGGUCGGGGAGGCCUCCAGAGGGCCUGGGGCAGGGCGCACAUGCUCCCAUGCUCUCCACGGGGGUCUCUGGUCCAGCCCACACCGUAUCCCAGUGCCAUGCUUCAGCCUCAAAGAUGAACCUGCGUGUUCACGUGUAUAUGCCGCGCGCGUGGGUGUGUCCCCGCUGGACAUCAGGGUUCUUCCCCAAACCAAACUCAUCACGGACUCUGUCCAGUCUCCCGGAGCGGAGCUGGGGAGACGGGCUCGGGCUUGUGGCCUGAGGGAGGCCCGUGCUGGGCUCCGUCCAUCCCGACCCUGUCCGUGACUGCCGGGGAGGGACGGGUGGACAGGCAGAUGGAGGCGGCGGGCGCCCACGCACCCAGGCAGACAGAUGUGUGGGGGCCUGCAGAGGGGAGAGGACGCCCCCCUCUGAAGCCGUGCUAUGCAAAUCACGCAGGGUCAGGCAGCCAACCAGGACUGUCCUGGCAUCUGGGGGCAUGGCCAUUCAGGAUUGCUGGUGGUGUCAGGGUUGGUGAGAUGUAAGCUAGAAUCUUCUGUUUUUGUUUGAUUUUGGAAAGUUCAUCCUCCAGUUGACGUUCUAAGUGUGGAUGUGGUGGGGGGCCCGGACAGCUGUGGGCCCUCUUCACUGGGCUCCUGAGGCCUCCUCGGUGCCCAGGCUCUGGGCUCGGCCUAGCGUAGUUGUGCCAGCCCCCCGCCCGGGACUGGGCAUCCGGCACACCAGCCCACGGGCCCCUGGGGCACCCGGCACCCCGCCUGCCUCGGCCCAGGAGAGCCGGACACAGCCAUCCGUCUCACCGCCUCCCUUCCCCCUCACCUCUCAUCCCUGCCAGGCCCCCUGCAUUUUGCCUACAUCACAGGGCAGCCGGCUGGGGGCAUGCCAACAGAGGGGGGCUUCUCAUGCCCAUCCCUGCUUCCAGGCAGCUGGAGAGCUGCCCCUGGAGGCUCCCACCCCCUCCCAGAUGCAUCCUGGAACUCCUUCCCAACCAACAAGUUAGCGUUAGCUAAACACACAAUCAGUGUCAAAUGUCUCUCUUCCGUAGCUUGUAGAAGCGGCGGGUCUGAUCAGGGGACACGGCCAGGGGAGGCCUGGACUCGGCGCUGGCGAAGUGCUAGGGCAGGUUCAGUGCUUGUAGCGAAUUUUUGUUCUUGUGAACAGGAGACACGUGCAAGAACACCCUGGCCUCGGGCAACGGGCACCCCCAGCCCGGGGCCCCCGUGCCUGUCAGGCCUCAGCACCCCUACUCCUGGCCCAGCGGGCCUUCCCUUUCCUGUGUCUUUCAGAACAUCCCAGGUGCCAGGCCUCCCACCACCCAAGUGUCAGGGUACCGGCCAGUCGUCAGGCCUCCGAGACGCGCCGGCUUCCCUGCUGCGAGCACCUUCAACACACACAGGCCUUUGAGAUGACAACUCUGUUCUCUCCAAGGGAAAAGUCAGGGAGGGGAGUCUCGAUUUUUGCCAAGGCUAAAAGGAAUAACACCAAAAAAGCAAACACCAUCUCCCACACCAGAGCAUCCUGUGAAACGGCUCUGCGACGUGGUGUACAUAAGACAGGCCCCACGCGAAGGGGAGAUCCCGUGGGGGAACCACCUCUGUGUAUAAUUGGAACGCGUUUCACUUUUCCUUUCUCUCCUUUUCCCAUUCUGAUUUUUUUUUUUUUUUUUGCAUGUUUCUUUUUGAAAACGGACAAAAUGUGUAGCAGCCCGCAUGACUGUGGUUGUUCUGGGGAAAGAUACUGGAGUAUGACGUAUUCACACUGCAACUCUGAGCAUCGCGCAGUUAGACAAACGUUCCAACUUUUUUUGUAAUCGUCAACAGCACAACUAUUUUGUAUUGUUGUUUGUAUCAUUUUGUACCAAAAAAAAAAAAAAAAAAAGG